AUGGCUCGCAAAUUCUUCGUUGGCGGAAACUUCAAGAUGAAUGGAACAUCUAAAUCAAUCACCGACAUCAUUACCAACCUCAACAAUGCUAAGCUCGACGCCAACACCGAAGUGGUUAUCUCUCCUCCGGCCAUCUAUCUUCUCCUCGCCCGCAGCAAAGCAGACUCUAAAAUCGGAGUUGCUGCACAGAACGUCUUUGAUAAGCCAAACGGUGCUUUCACUGGAGAGCUUAGCGUCGAUCAAUUGAAGGAUUCUGAGAUCACCUGGACUUUGACUGGACACAGUGAGAGAAGGGUUAUUCUUAAGGAGGAUGACGACUUUGUUGCACGCAAGACGAAGGCCGCCGUGGAGGGUGGAUUGAACGUCAUUGUCUGCAUCGGAGAGUCCCUCGAGGAGCGAGAGGCCAACAAGACCGUUGAAGUUGUUACCCGACAACUACAAGCUAUCGCUGACAAGGUCACUGAACAGCAAUGGUCCAACAUUGUCAUUGCUUAUGAACCCAUCUGGGCUAUCGGAACCGGAAAGGUCGCUACUACUGAGCAAGCUCAAGAAGUCCACGCUUCUAUCCGUGAGUGGCUUUGCAAGACCGUUUCUCCCGCUGUCUCUGAGGCUACCCGUGUUAUCUAUGGAGGAAGUGUCAACGAGAAGAACUGCGCUGAAUUGGCUAAGCAGAAGGACGUUGACGGAUUCUUGGUUGGAGGCGCCAGCUUGAAGCCUGCCUUUGUCGACAUUAUCAACUCCCGCUUGUAA
Trichophyton benhamiae CBS 112371 is the source of this 750-nucleotide messenger RNA. RefSeq lists its product as uncharacterized. The coding region runs from base 1 to 750 and encodes 249 amino acids. Gene Ontology annotation, biological process: glyceraldehyde-3-phosphate biosynthetic process; glycerol catabolic process; gluconeogenesis. Lineage: Eukaryota; Fungi; Ascomycota; Eurotiomycetes; Onygenales; Arthrodermataceae. Gene Ontology annotation, cellular component: cytosol. The record is from RefSeq and is a predicted model, not a curated record. The transcript has 6 exons. Gene Ontology annotation, molecular function: triose-phosphate isomerase activity.